This is a messenger RNA of Fusarium musae, 1098 nucleotides long. RefSeq lists its product as uncharacterized. NCBI's taxonomy places the organism in Eukaryota, Fungi, Ascomycota, Sordariomycetes, Hypocreales, Nectriaceae. Bases 1 to 1098 code for a protein of 365 amino acids. The record is from RefSeq and is a predicted model, not a curated record. The transcript is spliced from 3 exons.
AUGUAUUUCUCCAACAUCGUUAUCGGUGCUCUCGCAGCCCAGGCCCUGUCGGGUGACAGAAGGCCGACUCCAGCACUGGCUGGAAAGUUCGCUGCCUUAAUGGCUUCUGCAGCUCUACCAGUCUCUGGAGUGCCAGUGAUUGGACUCAUCGAACCUCGAUCGCCCGAGAUCUUGGUGCUAGGUGGUGGUGGUCAGCAGAACCAGCAACAGGGUGGCAACGAGAACGCACAAGAUAACCAGGACGGCCAGGACGGACAAAAUGGCGGUGGCAGACAAGGCCGAGGUGGUAGAAACGGCAACGAUGGCAACGGCCAAGGCAAUGGUCAGGGUAAUGGUAAUGGAGGAAACCAAAACAACGGAGGAAACCAGGGCGAUCAAGCUACUGCCACCGAGUCCCUUGCUACCGGCGUCGACACAGCCACUGGCGCCGCCACCGACAUAGCCACUGAUGUCGGUGCCAUCCAGAGCCGCAUCGCCAACGAGACCGUCGUCACCCGAUCUCUUGGUCCCGGCCAGCUUCUCCCCCCGGGCCAGACUGAUGCUGUCAACACUCCUGGCCAGGAGACUCCUGCAGCUACCCCUACAGGUGCUGCCGGCGAGACACCUGCUGCCAGCGAUACUGCUGCCGUUACUGAAGCCCCUGCUGCUACCGACACUGCUGCUGCCGAAGCUACUGUUACUGUCACCGCUACGGUCACCGUUGAUAACGGCAACGGCAGAGGGAAUGGAAGGGGACGAAACAGGGGUGGCAACAACGGAAACAACGAUAAUGGGAACGGCAACAAUGGCAACGCUGACCAAAACAACGGUAAUGAUGCUGCCAACGGGGGUAACGCUCAGAACGGAGGCAACGGAAACAACAACGGUAACGCCAACGACGGCGCUGCUAACAACGGUGGUGCUGCCAAUGGAAACAAGGGCAACGCUGGUAACAACGAUGGCGCCGCUGCUGGCGGAGAUGCUACCGCAGGAGGCGACGCUGCUCAAGGUGACAAUGCUGCUGGCGCCGGUGGUGCCGGAGGUCUACUCGGCAGCAUUCUUGAGCGCCUGACAGGAGGAGCAGGAGCCGGUGCGUCUGCCGGUGCCGGCAACAAUUAG